AUGGCUGUUUGCAGUAACAUCCCUGGAAGUUACUCAUGCACUUGCCCAGCUGGUUACCAUGGAGAUGGCAAGAAAAAUGGAACUGGGUGCAUACGUGGCAAGCAUAGACAUUUGCUACCACUGGUAUUUUCUUUAGUUUAUACCGAGGACUUGAAAAAAGAGAGAAAAAGAAAAAAAAAACAGAACUUCUUCAAGAAGAACGGCAGUCUGCUGUUGCAACAGCAAAUUUCUUCAAGCAAAGAAAGUGUAGAAAAAACAAAACUAUAUUCGGUGGAAGAGCUGGAGAAAGCAACAGAUAGUUUCAAUUCAAGUCGAAUCAUUGGUAAGGGAGGCCUCGGCACAGUGUUCAAAGGGAUGCUAUCAGAUGGAAGCAUUGUAGCCAUUAAGAAAUCCAAUACCAUUGAUGAAAAGCAAUUGCCCCAGUUCGUUAAUGAAGUUUUCAUUCUUUCACAGAUCAACCAUAGGCACAUAGUAAGAUUGUUCGGUUGUUGUCUCGAGACUGAAGUACCUUUGCUGGUUUAUGAAUAUGUCUCCAAUGGUACCGUCUCCCACCAUCUUCAUGAUGAGGGCCAUGUAUCUACAAUAUCUUGGAAAAACCGGCUACGAAUUGCGAGUGAAAUUGCUGGAGCCCUUGCUUAUUUGCACUCAUAUGCUUCUAUAGCCAUCUGUCAUAGAGAUAUCAAGUCUAGCAACAUAUUGUUGGAUGAAAACCUCCGGGCAGUAGUUUCUGACUUUGUUUCAAGGUCAAUACGCCUCCACAAAACUAACUUAACUGCAAUGGUACAAGGGACAUUUGGUUACUUGGAUCCUGAUUACUUUCAUUCAGGUCAAUUUACAGAAAAAAGUGAUGUAUAUGCCUUUGGCGUGGUUCUUGGUGAACUUCUGACAGGAGAACAAGCCAUUUCCUUAGAUAGAUCUGAACAAGGUCUAGCAAAUUAUUUUAGAACAGCAAUGAAACAAAAUCGUCUGUUUGAAAUUCUUGACAACCAAGUUGUAAAUGAAGGACAGAAGGAGGAGAUUUUUGCUGUUGCUAAGCUUACUAAGAGAUGCCUAAAGUUGAAUGGGAAAAAAAAGGCCAGCCGUGAAACAAGUUGA
Messenger RNA from Vitis riparia (riverbank grape), 1095 nucleotides. Its product is annotated as putative wall-associated receptor kinase-like 11. Gene Ontology annotation, molecular function: ATP binding; protein serine/threonine kinase activity. Gene Ontology annotation, biological process: protein phosphorylation; cell surface receptor signaling pathway. Lineage: Eukaryota; Viridiplantae; Streptophyta; Magnoliopsida; Vitales; Vitaceae. The record is from RefSeq and is a predicted model, not a curated record. Gene Ontology annotation, cellular component: plasma membrane.